GAAACAACAUGCAUGAACACGUUGUGGAACCCGAUCUCUUCGUCGUCUGACACUCUCCGCGUCGCUGGGUCUGCUGAUCGGCUUCCUCUAUGCCAACCUAAUAAUACACAGCAAGACUGACCAGAGAUUUGCCUCACUUUUCCUGCUGCGACUGUUACCGAACCUCUUUCGAAGAUCGGCCUUAUCUGUCUUCGUAGCCGAUAGCGAUAACACAUGAAUAUCACAAAUUGCUGAGUGGCUCUCCAUCUCUGCAUCCUCUAGCCGCUCUUACUAGAAAUUGAGCCUUCACGCGCAACUCACUACUCGCCGAAUUCUGGUCGCUUGUCUCAAGCCAUGCAAUGCGGAACACAAAUCUAGAUCUUGUCGUAAAACUCGUAAUGCCAGCCGAAAUUCAAAAAGUGCCUAGCAAUGACGCAAAAAACGUCCCAAACCCGCCAGCCGACCCUCCCCUGGAUUUUAGAGUUGGCUGGGCUAGUCCCUCCGAGGGACAAAUGAACAUUCAUGUCUCCCUCGCUGCCGAUGAGGAAGGGGGUCAGACGGCACGGCCGAUGUCCCUGGAAAAC
Molecule: messenger RNA, 563 nt
Organism: Mycena citricolor
Lineage: Eukaryota; Fungi; Basidiomycota; Agaricomycetes; Agaricales; Mycenaceae
Source: the annotation of a GenBank genome assembly